AAUUUUGAUUACCCCUGAUUUCAGUCAUUGAAACUUCAUCAAUUUGUAUUGAACUAUCUUACAUCAAGUAAAUACCUGACUGGUAGAGGUGCCGUACCUCACCUUGAAACAGUUGAUCGUUUGUAUUGUAGAUAGCCAUCCACUACUGCUGACACAACUAGCAAUCGCAAGACGGAUGUUUUCUACAUGUUUCGUAAUCUCUUACUCGUCUUCUUCUCUUUAAUGAGUCCCUCCAUUUUAAGUCCGUAUCUGACGAGUGGAAGGCCAUCAUCUAGAGGCCAAAUAGUAUCCAAGCAGCGUGUUAACUUUGGUACUCCAGACAUGAUGUCGCUAUCCACUAAGGUACCGAUUGAUGACACAGUACAUCCUUCAGUAAGAUACCUGAAUGUCUUCUCCAUUCAGGUUACCGAGUAUUCCCGUCCUCAUCUCACAAGAUGGACUACGUGAAUGGUGAUGC
Molecule: messenger RNA, 457 nt
Organism: Colletotrichum acutatum
Lineage: Eukaryota; Fungi; Ascomycota; Sordariomycetes; Glomerellales; Glomerellaceae
Exons: 1
Coding region: 187-447 (86 amino acids)
Source: RefSeq, a predicted model, not a curated record